AUGGGCGUGCCUCCGGACCAGCUCGACCAAUACGCGGACCCGAACGUGUUUAACGAAGGCGAAACUGCUCCCACCGAUGCAGUUCCAGGCGAAGACGCCGUUCCCGGGGAAAAUGCGCAAGAUCCGUUCCUUCCCCCGGAAGACGCCUACCUGCCCGACGAUACUACUCCCGUAGACGAGCAACAGCCUGCUGGCGAACCGGCUCCGGGGGGCAUCCCCCCAGAAACCACCACUGCGCCGGAGGGCAUUCCCACUGAUACCGCUCCCGUUGAGGACGCAGCCCAGCCGACGGACACCGCGUCUGCCGCGUUUGCUCCUGACACGACCGAUCCUAAUUUCGAUCCUGACGCCGCCACUCCCGUCGACGCGACGGUUCCAACAGAAUCUGCCACCGUGGCUGUUGAUGAUACGGUGACUGCGGGUAACGGCACGAUGUACGACUUCCAAGGCGCGUACGAGAAGAUGAAGGGCGGCGAUCUCUCCACAGAGGCCAUUAUUGGCAUCGUCGCUGGAGUCUGUGGCGGCAUGGUCCUUGUCAUGUUGUGCGCGUGCAUCUGCUGGAUCCGCCAACGCAACAUCUGGCGAGCCAAAUACGGAGAUGGCAAUGCAGGAGCAAUUGAGAUGUAG
Messenger RNA from Closterium sp. Naga37s-1, 627 nucleotides. The record is from the annotation of a GenBank genome assembly. Lineage: Eukaryota; Viridiplantae; Streptophyta; Zygnematophyceae; Desmidiales; Closteriaceae.